Messenger RNA from Bacidia gigantensis, 624 nucleotides. RefSeq lists its product as uncharacterized. The coding region runs from base 1 to 624 and encodes 207 amino acids. The transcript has a single exon. The record is from RefSeq and is a predicted model, not a curated record. Lineage: Eukaryota; Fungi; Ascomycota; Lecanoromycetes; Lecanorales; Ramalinaceae.
AUGGUCCAACUCAAGCACAUAUACCCCACAAUCCUCACGUCUCUUCUCGCACGCCCCCUAACCACAACCGCUUUACCGCAACUGCCAACCCUGCCCAAAGAAAACGUAGUUUGCAACAACCCCAACCUUCGCGACGACCCCAUCAACCCUCAAGACUGCCUCUCAGCCGCUUCCCUCUUCCAAAACAUCAUACCCGAGAAGACCUCCACCCUCGUCUUGUAUGGCAAUCAAUACACGCCCCACGACGGAUACAACGAAUCUACCUUAGUCGCGCCCUCAACAUUCGUCGUCGGAACCUGCGCUUUCACUCCCAUGACCGACGCCGCCCCGCAGCUCAUCAACCGCACUAUCCUGGCUGAAGCCGCCACGCUUGUUAUGGCUACUUGCGAUACCCCAGCCAUCCCGACCGAGUCUACUACUAAUGGAGCCGCUUUGUCCUAUGAUGGAGGGAAUUAUACGUUUCCUCAAUACGGCGGCCAUGUAACUGUGUGGAUUACGGGGAAGAACACGGCGCUCGACGCUGCCGCCGCGAAGAAUUAUCCGACCCUGCCGGUCUUUACACCUUACUUGCCCCCGUGGCCGAUUUAUAAGAAUGGGAGUGUGGGUCUGGGGCCUGGACAAUAG